GGAGGUGUCGGACCUGAAUUGAUUGAUAUCUGAUCUAUCUUCGUUUUGAUUCUGCGUACUAGACAGCUGGUGGGCUUUAAUUGUUUUUACAAUACGACGCAAUACAAUACAAUACAAUACCUGUUUUCUCAUUUCGAGAUUUCAAUAUACAAUACAAAAUGGCCUCUCAAGCAGCAUGUGUCUUCUGCAAGAUCAUCAAAGGUACGAAUUUCCAUACCUUAUUCCUCAUUCAGUUCCUUCUCUAUACCUCCUUCUCUAUACCCAAUUCUCUGUAUUUUCUUUUCUAUACAAUAUUCUGUAUCUUAUAUUUCAUGUGCAAAGGCUAAUAAUAUAAUAUACUCGAAUAGGAGAUAUCCCUUCUUUCAAACUCUUCGAAUCGGAAAAGGUGUUUGCGUUUUUGGAUAUUAACCCCUUGUCUAGGGGUCAUGCUGUUAGUAUUUUGUUUCUGGCUGCUCUACUCUGUUCUUACUCCUGUUCCUGUUUUUGUUACGGCUCCUUUUCUGGUAUUGUUGUAUCUGCGAGUGAAGAUAUCAUACAUACAUACAUACAUACAUACAUACCGCGGGGUAUCCAGAUUCUAGACGGAUGAAUGCUUGGAUUGAUGGAUUGGUGAAUGAAUGAAUAAACAAAGUAAACAGAGCUAUCUAACUAACAUUCACAAAAAAUCUAGCUCGUAAUCCCCAAACAUCAUGGCGAGAAAUUGGUUGAUAUUCCCGAUGAUCAAUUACAGGAGAUUUUGGUACGUUACCUUUCUCCUUCCUGGCAAAUACAUUUCAACGCCCUUCCUUCUUCGUUCUCCCGGUUUUGUCAAUAUGAGAAUCUGCCGUCGUUUCAUGAGAUUUAUUUCAUGCUCUCCUUCUUUGCAUAUUACGAGGAUAUGAUAGGAUUCAAAAACAUUGCUAAUAUGAAGAAUAGCCUGUAGUGAAGAAAUUGGUCGUAGCAACUGGUGCAGAAAAUUAUAAUGUUUUGCAGAAUAAUGGACGGAUUGCACAUCAGGAGGUUGAUCAUGUAAGUCUUCUGUCAUUUUUCUGCCUUCUUUUCUUUCCCUGUCUAUAAGUUUCUCAUACAACAACUAAUCCCUCCUUCUGCAGGUACAUUUCCACAUGGUACGCUGAGUUCCCUUUCCCUCUUCCCUCUUCCCUUUCCCCAAAUUCCGUUCCUUUCCCUUCCCGAAACCCCAAACUCCCAACAUCCCAACCAAACUCCCCCAAACUACCGCAGCAAAGCCCAUCAUCACCCAACUAACCUCUCUCCCCCCUCCCCCCUAAUAGAUCCCCAAACCCUCCAUCGAAGAAGGAAUGUCUAUCGGCUGGCCCCAACAAACAACAGACAUGGAUAAACUAAAAGCACUCUUCACCGAGAUAAAAUCCAAGAUGUAAUCCAAGAUGUGAGCUUCAAUUUCUAUGAACUAUGUAGGUUGGGUUGCAUUGUAUCACGUUGUGCUACUUUGUACUGGGUGCAGUUUCGAAGUAAAGAGCAAAUGAACAGGGUGUUGAAAUUUAAGUAUUUCCUAUGAGUUGUUGAGUUAUGGGGAAAUGGAGAGAUGGAAAGAUGGAGAGAUGAAAAGAUGGUAUAGUUUAGUUUGGUUUGGUUUAGUUUGAUCUGGUGAACGAUGAGAUGAGAUGAGAUAGGAUGUUGUGAAAUAGGAUGGAAUGAUAUGAAAAGAGAAACCUUUUAUUACUUCUAUACAUAGUACCACCUAAAAACCAACGCAGAACAUACCUUCAAAAGCAAAA
Messenger RNA from Sclerotinia trifoliorum, 1736 nucleotides. NCBI's taxonomy places the organism in Eukaryota, Fungi, Ascomycota, Leotiomycetes, Helotiales, Sclerotiniaceae. The record is from the annotation of a GenBank genome assembly.